AUGGCGGAACGCUACGACUGCCAUUACUGCAAGGAGUCCCUGUUUGGGAGGAAGUAUGUGCUCAGGGAAGAGAACCCCUACUGUGUGAAGUGCUACGAGAACCUGUACUCUAACUCCUGUGAAGAGUGCAAGAAGUCCAUUGGCUGCAGCAGCAGGGACCUGUCCUACAAGGACCGCCACUGGCAUGACGACUGCUUCCACUGCUUCAAGUGUAGCCGAUCCCUGGUGGACAAGCCCUUCUCCACCAAGGACGACCAGCUGCUCUGCACCGAGUGCUACUCCAACGAGUACUCCUCCAAGUGCCAUGAGUGCAAGAAGACCAUCAUGCCAGGCUCCAAGAAGAUGGAGCAUAAAGGCAACAGCUGGCAUGAGACCUGCUUCACUUGCCAGCACUGCCAGCAGCCAAUCGGCACCAAGAACUUCAUCCAUAAGGACAACAGUAACUACUGCGUGCCCUGUUACGAGAAGCAGUUUGCCAUGCAGUGUAUCCAAUGCAAGAAGCCAAUCACCACAGGCGGGGUGACCUAUCGCGAUCAGCCGUGGCAUAAGGACUGCUUCCUGUGCACGGGUUGUAAGCAGCAGCUGUCUGGCCAGCGGUUCACCUCUCGGGACGACUUGGCCUACUGCCUGAACUGCUUCUGCAACCUGUAUGCCAAGAAGUGUGCCACCUGCACCACCCCUAUCAGUGGUCUGGGUGGCAGCAAGUACAUCUCGUUUGAAGAGCGCCAGUGGCACAACAAGUGCUUCAACUGCAAGAAGUGCUCCAUCUCCCUGGUGGGAAGGGGCUUUCUGACGGCCCGCGAUGAGAUCAUGUGUCCCGAGUGUGGAAAAAACGUCUAA
Messenger RNA from Salvelinus namaycush (lake trout), 840 nucleotides. RefSeq names its product four and a half LIM domains protein 2-like. Bases 1 to 840 code for a protein of 279 amino acids. Gene Ontology annotation, cellular component: Z disc; nucleus. NCBI's taxonomy places the organism in Eukaryota, Metazoa, Chordata, Actinopteri, Salmoniformes, Salmonidae. The record is from RefSeq and is a predicted model, not a curated record. The transcript has 5 exons. Gene Ontology annotation, molecular function: transcription coregulator activity.